UGCGGCUGCCGGCUCCCCCGGCAGGCGGCAGCGACGCACCCCCCGCUCCCGGCCGGGGCUGCGCGCCCCUCGCCGGCCCCCUCAGCAGGGCCCCGGCGACCCCGGGCCCGGCGGCGCCCUGGGCGGGGGCGCGGGGGGCAGGGGGCGGGGCGGGGCUGCGCAUGCGCGGCGCGGCGCGGCGCUGGGGAUAAAAAGGCGGCCGGGGCGGCGGAGGAGAAGCGCUGGGGCGGCGGGAGGCGAGGGAGGAGACGAGCCGAGCGCGGGGACGAGUUCUUUGGUUUCGUGUCUUUACACCACCGACCCUCCUUUCCCAGCCGCCGCCAUGGUGAAGAUCGUGGGCAGCCUGGUUGAAUUUGAGGCAGAACUGAAAUCUGCUGGUGAGAAGCUUAUAGUAGUUGAUUUCUCUGCCACAUGGUGUGGACCAUGCAAAAUGAUCAAGCCCUUUUUCCAUAGUUUGUGUGAGAAGUAUGGCGAUGUGGUGUUCAUAGAAAUCGAUGUGGAUGAUGCCCAGGAUGUUGCUUCACACUGUGAUGUGAAGUGCAUGCCAACGUUCCAGUUCUACAAGAAUGGAAAGAAGGUGCAGGAGUUCUCUGGGGCCAAUAAAGAGAAGCUGGAAGAGACCAUUAAAAGUCUAGUCUAAUCUGCAGCCAUGAAGACAUUGAAGCAUGAGUGCUUUGGCUAAAUUACCGUCUGAAACUUUUCUACUUAAAAAAACCUAAACAAGCUAGCUAGAUUAAAUGGUGCAAACUAUCUUCUUGGUCCAUGUAUAUGAGUACAAUAAAGUAUAAACUCUUCA
Oenanthe melanoleuca is the source of this 796-nucleotide messenger RNA. Its product is annotated as thioredoxin. The transcript is spliced from 5 exons. NCBI's taxonomy places the organism in Eukaryota, Metazoa, Chordata, Aves, Passeriformes, Muscicapidae. The coding region runs from base 323 to 640 and encodes 105 amino acids. The record is from RefSeq and is a predicted model, not a curated record. Gene Ontology annotation, molecular function: protein-disulfide reductase activity.